Leptinotarsa decemlineata (Colorado potato beetle) is the source of this 1158-nucleotide messenger RNA. Its product is annotated as thioredoxin-related transmembrane protein 2 homolog. The record is from RefSeq and is a predicted model, not a curated record. NCBI's taxonomy places the organism in Eukaryota, Metazoa, Arthropoda, Insecta, Coleoptera, Chrysomelidae.
UGUCGCUUCUCUGUGGUAGGUAUUCUCGGCCGAUGAGUCCACUGUUUGAUCUGAUGGAUUCAUUUUUUGGUCUAUUCGAGUCGUUAUCGCGUUUGUAUUGGAUGAAGUAAUCCAACGGAAAUUUUCUGAAUCAAAGAAUUCCCCUUAAUGACACAAAUAAUGAUAUGUCAGUCGGACUCUGAGUAAAGAAGAAAACGUUACGAGAUUCGUCAGUUGUUUGGUCGUUUUUUGUUUGCUGCUUGAAGUUGGAUAACAAAAUAGCAAUAACAAAAGUAACUCAUCAUCAUGUCAUUCAAAAACGAUCUGAAACAACUCUUCAAACCUUACUACAUAUUCAAUAUUCUGCUGAGUUUUUCAUAUAUUGUAAUUAAACGGUUGCCAAUAGUUUGUAACUAUGUGUUUUCUACAAAUGAUUGUGAAUUUGAUGGGAGAGAAACGGAAAUCCUGUUCUUUCUUAUAAUAGUAAUAGCAUUGAGAACAAGAAAAGCAGGAAGUGUUACAAUGAUAAAUUAUUUAUCAUCAAGUUUUACUUAUACCAAAGUUGCCAAUUUGAUACUGUGGUUUAGUGCUGACUUUUUGAUGGGUUUGGUAUUUGCUGUAAUAAUUAUACUUGGUGCUUUAUUAUUACCAGAACCCACAUACUCUGACCCUGAUAAAGUUAUUUAUUUUCGAGGAGUGCAAGGUUUAGAUGAUGAAUUAGCAAGAGAUAAAAAAGUAUCUUGGCUCAUAACUUUUUACACCGCUUGGAAUCCAGCCUGUGUUAACUUUGCACCUAUCUUUGCUAAACUCAGCACCGAGUAUUGCUUGGAUAACCUUAAAUUUGGAAAAAUAGAUAUUGGAAGACAUCCUGAUGCAGGGAAAAAAUAUCAUGUUAGUGACAGCAGCCUUAGCAAACAGCUACCUACUGUAAUUCUGUUUCAAGAAGGAAAGGAGAUAAUAAGAAGACCUACGGCAGAUUCCCAGGGAAAACUUAUCAAUUUUUUAUUUUCCGAGGAUAAUAUAAAAGCAGCCUUUGGUUUAAGUGGAUUGUAUGAGAAAUGUAAACAUAUCCCACUUAAGAAUACUAAACCUCAUGUUGACUAAUUUAGUGUGUUACUAGAAAAGACUUUUCUAUGAAAGGUUUUGAAAAAACUGACAUUGUUGUAUGUGUGUUAUUUA